Messenger RNA from Ostrea edulis (European flat oyster), 718 nucleotides. RefSeq lists its product as uncharacterized. The record is from RefSeq and is a predicted model, not a curated record. Lineage: Eukaryota; Metazoa; Mollusca; Bivalvia; Ostreida; Ostreidae. Bases 129 to 659 code for a protein of 176 amino acids. The transcript has 5 exons.
CAGAUGUUGACGAAAUAAAUUGCGUACUAUAUACCUGCCUAUUUAUUGAUAAGAGUUCCUUGCAGACACUAGUUAACGGUUGUCGUUUGAUUGCUGUGGACCUUUACGUACACUGGAACCGUCUUACAAUGAUAAAUCCCACUCUGACAACUGUUGCUGUACUUCUCGUUAUAUACAGCACAGCGGCAGACGUAACAGCUCUGCCGGACGUAAACUCAGCAUCCCCAGGAGCCGAUUCAGCAUCCACCAGCAUUAGUACGUCCACCAGCGUUAGUACUACGUCCACCAGCAUUAGUACAACAUCCAGCAGCGUUAGUACUACGUCCACCAGCAUUAGUACUACGUCCGCUGAAUCGGUAAAUGAGUGUAAGGACGCUGAGGAUUUCGACUGUGAGCUGUAUAACCCCAAAGUGAUAUGUAAUACCACUGGCAUCUACUAUCCCUGGUCCAGAGUCAGAUGCCCGCUGUAUUGUGGAUUUUGUCAUCGUCCAACGUUAACAAUUCUUUGUAAAGACGAGAUCCCAAACUGUGCUGAUUACCAAGGGGACAUGUGUACAAAUCCAUUCUAUCGACUCUUCAGGGAGAAAAACUGCAGAAAAUCCUGUAACAUAUGUAAAGGUUUUGAUUCCAUCCCGAAUCUCGAUUCCUUGUAUGGGUGAUUCAUACCAUUCACUGCUGAAAAUGUAUUUGACAGUACAAUUAAAUUAUCCAUAGUGUU